Messenger RNA from Mollisia scopiformis, 556 nucleotides. RefSeq names its product PR-1-like protein. Lineage: Eukaryota; Fungi; Ascomycota; Leotiomycetes; Helotiales; Mollisiaceae. The transcript is spliced from 3 exons. The record is from RefSeq and is a predicted model, not a curated record. Bases 101 to 544 code for a protein of 147 amino acids. Gene Ontology annotation, cellular component: extracellular region.
UUCAACCCUUUAGUCAAUUGUAUUCUUUCAACCUGCUUGAGUCUCAAUAUUCGCAAGCGCAAAUCAAGUUUACAGAUUCAUUUGCUCUUCAAUCUUGACCAUGCUUUCCCAAGAGAUCCAAGAGGCUGUUGCUGCUCAUAAUGCCGCUCGUCAUGCUGCUCAGGGUGUGAAGCGUCCUGAUCUUGUCUGGGAUGAACGCCUUGCAGCUGAUGCACAGAAAUGGGCCGACCAUUUAGCCGCCACAGGCACUUUCCAACAUGAAGGCAUGCGAGGUGAGGGCGAGAACCUCUUCAUGCAGAUGGGAGGUGGACAUCAACCAUUAAAGAAAGGAGUCGAAGCCUGGAAUGAUGAGAAGCCACAUUAUCAUGGCGAGAAAAUUGCUGGGGGAAAUUUCUCGAGCUAUGGACAUUAUACGCAGGUCAUCUGGCCAACGACGACGCACGUAGGCAUGGCCAGUGCGACAGCGAAGAAUGGACAUCAGGUUAUUGUUGGGAGGUACUCACCUCCGGGAAAUUUCAGUGGGAAGACUGCUUUUGAGGCAUGAUCAUGGGUGGGA